CCAGCUGACCACAAGAGCACGAUGCUUUCUCUGGCUUUGCUUUACCUUGUCGCAGUGAUUUGCUCUGCGAGACGGACACACGCUCUUCCUCUGUAUCCUGACACCAACCUGGAGCCACAUGCAGAUUUCAUUCAGAAAUUAGUGUCAGAAGUUGAGGACCGACCCAACACUGCUGAGGAGGAGCAGAGAGAGGUUAAUAACCUGUAUCCUCUACUGAUGCAGCACAAUGGAGGCAGAGACGCUUGGCAUAAAGAAAUGAAAGACUCAGCACAGCAAGACAAGUUUGCAAACAUGGUCGAGGACCUCAAAGAAGUCGUUCUGAAGAUGGCAGCGGCCGACAAACUCCGCUCUCAGGUUUUUGUCAGAUCGGAUCAGAACCUGCCAAGAACAAACAAAAGAGCCUGUUUCUGGAAAUACUGUGUGACCAACUAGAAUCACGGCGACGUCGGGUGUUUGUGACGAGGCCUGCACACAAAAAACACGCUCACCCUCACCAUCGACACUUUUGUUUCCCAUCAACAAUAUAUGUGAACCCCGGAUCAACAGAAAUUAUAUUUUUUGAAGUUGUAAAAGUGUCUCUUUGUUUUUGUGU
Messenger RNA from Solea senegalensis (Senegalese sole), 592 nucleotides. It is a transcript of the gene urp1, whose product is annotated as urotensin-related peptide 1. The transcript has 5 exons. Bases 22 to 432 code for a protein of 136 amino acids. Lineage: Eukaryota; Metazoa; Chordata; Actinopteri; Pleuronectiformes; Soleidae. Gene Ontology annotation, biological process: regulation of blood pressure; blood vessel diameter maintenance. Gene Ontology annotation, molecular function: hormone activity. The record is from RefSeq and is a predicted model, not a curated record. Gene Ontology annotation, cellular component: extracellular region.